Molecule: messenger RNA, 2513 nt
Organism: Diospyros lotus (date-plum)
Lineage: Eukaryota; Viridiplantae; Streptophyta; Magnoliopsida; Ericales; Ebenaceae
Product: serine/threonine-protein kinase D6PK-like
Exons: 3
Coding region: 399-2246 (615 amino acids)
Biological process (GO): protein phosphorylation
Cellular component (GO): cytoplasm; plasma membrane; nucleus
Molecular function (GO): protein serine/threonine kinase activity; ATP binding
Source: RefSeq, a predicted model, not a curated record
GAACGUGAAAAGCUCUACUUUAGCUUUGACCCCUCCAAUCUCUCCCUCUCCCCCCCCCUCUCUCUCUCUCUCUACUCUUUCCAACACUCUUCAAAGCUUUUCCUUUUCUUUCCUCCUUUACUCUUUCUUCUUCCAUUUCUCCAUCUCUCUCCACACAUUUGGCCCUCUUGGCGGAGAGAUCACACUCUCUUUAUCUUCAUACUGCCGUUCUUGCUGCAUUUGCUGGAGGAGCAAAAGCCAAGUUCUGACCUUUGUAGCUUCAGAUACCUUUCUUUUGUUGAUGGAGUUGGAGAUGAGUGAAAUUGACACAAAUAAUGGAGAGAGCUGCAUGAUGAACUGGGAGUCUGACUGAUGGGUUUGUUUAGUUUGGUUAAUUCAACAAGUUUUUGCUUUUGCCAAUGGCCUCAAAAUCUUGCGUCAGAACUUCUCCUGGAAAGCAGAGAAACGGCACUGAUAACCAAAUGUUAGAAGGAAAUUCUCGCAGGCCUUCACCUUUGCAGGUUUCAAAAACAAGUAAAUCAGAAUCUGUCACGGCCAAAAAUUUUCCUAGAAGUGUGCAUCAAGCUACCCCUAAGCAGGUCAGCAAGGAAGCAAUAGAGGACAAGAAAGCACUGAAUUCUCAACAAAAGGGGUCUUCCAAUAAUUUAGCUGAUAAAUUGCAUUCAGGAUUAUCUUUGGAUGAUCUGAAACACAUGCCAAUGAAUGGGAACCCCACAGUCAGUGAUAAUAGGGGUUCAAUUGAGGCUGGAACUUAUCAGGACAAGAAAGCAUCAGACUCUGGAACUGUAAAGGAUAGCUCAGCUUCUGCGAAAGUUAGUGAUGGAACCAAUAGCCUUGCAAAGACAAGUGGAAGUGCUAAAAUUAGCGAUCGAGCUGAGCUUGUUGAGAGUGGAAAGAGCAGCAUGUGCAGGGGUAGCACAAGCACUGAUGUAAGUGAUGAAAGUACUUGUAGCAGCUUAAGUAGCAGUAUUAACAAACCUCACAAGGCAAAUGACUCGAGGUGGGAAGCCGUCCAAGUUGUCCGAGCAAAAGACGGGGUCUUGGGUUUGAGUCAUUUCAGAUUGCUAAAGAGGUUGGGAUGCGGGGAUAUCGGAAGUGUCUAUCUCUCAGAGUUGAGUGGCACUAAGUCUUAUUUUGCUAUGAAGGUUAUGGACAAAGCACAACUGGCAAGCCGUAAGAAACUGCUCCGGGCUCAGACAGAAAGAGAGAUACUACAAUGUUUGGACCAUCCGUUCCUUCCAACCUUGUAUUCUCAUUUUGAGACUGACAAAUUCUCAUGUUUGGUGAUGGAGUUUUGCCCAGGAGGUGACUUGCACACACUUCGGCAGAGGCAACCAGGAAAGCAUUUUUGUGAGCAGGCUGUUAAGUUCUAUGUAGCAGAGGUCCUCCUUGCUCUGGAAUACCUCCACAUGCUCGGGAUUGUCUACCGUGACCUCAAGCCCGAAAACGUCCUUGUGAGGGAAGAUGGACAUGUAAUGCUUUCCGACUUUGACCUCUCUCUCCGCUGCACUGUCAGCCCCACGCUCGUCAAGUCCACCGCCAUGGAGACUGACCCGUUGCGGAAAAAUGCUGUUUAUUGUGUCCAACCCGCUUGCAUUGAGCCAUCCUGUAUCCAGCCAUCAUGCAUGGUCUCAACCACUUGUUUCACUCCCCGCAUCUUUCAAAGUAAGUCCAAGAAAGAACGCAAACCCAAGAAUGAAAUUGGGAACCAAGUGAACCCGUUGCCCGAGCUUAUUGCUGAGCCAACAGGAGCGCGCUCAAUGUCAUUUGUUGGAACGCACGAGUACUUGGCGCCAGAGAUCAUUAAAGGCGAAGGGCAUGGCAGUGCGGUGGAUUGGUGGACAUUAGGCAUCUUUUUGUACGAGUUAUUGUUUGGCAAAACGCCUUUCAAGGGACCUGGAAACAGGGCCACACUCUUCAAUGUUGUCGGUCAGCCUCUGCGGUUUCCAGAGUCGCCUGUCGUCAGCUUUCAAGCGAGGGAUCUGAUAAGGGGGUUGCUGGUGAAAGAACCACAGCAUAGGUUGGCAUACAAACGAGGAGCAACCGAAAUCAAACAGCACCCCUUCUUCGAAGGUGUAAACUGGGCAUUGAUUCGUUGCGCAAGCCCACCCGAGAUCCCAAAGCCAGUUGAGAUAGAACGAAUUCCAGCUCCAACCACAUCAACCAGCGACAAGGCCAUGCCUGUCGUUGCAGCCAACCCUGAUCAGAAAGGUUCUGAUAAUUAUCUUGAAUUCGAUUUCUUUUGACCUGGUUUGCUAUUAUUUGUUCCUUCCUCAAGGAAAAGAUGUAGAGUAGUAGUUCCCCAAGUAUCUUCAGAAGCAGUGACUAUGAGGAUGAUGAUGAUGAUGAUGAUCAUUCAGGGUUUUUAUUAUAUCGACUGCCAGUGAUUCAUGGAUGUUUUCUUCUCUUCUUUCAUGUUGUUAUUAAACAGUUUCAAUAUUUGUUGUAUUGCAAAAGCUUGGAUGUUGAUGAUGAUGCUCUCUAUCAAUUCGGAAUGUGAAUUGAGUAAUUCA